Suncus etruscus (white-toothed pygmy shrew) is the source of this 1527-nucleotide messenger RNA. RefSeq names its product eukaryotic translation initiation factor 4E family member 3 (gene EIF4E3). Gene Ontology annotation, molecular function: translation initiation factor activity; RNA 7-methylguanosine cap binding. Gene Ontology annotation, cellular component: eukaryotic translation initiation factor 4F complex. The record is from RefSeq and is a predicted model, not a curated record. Gene Ontology annotation, biological process: translational initiation. NCBI's taxonomy places the organism in Eukaryota, Metazoa, Chordata, Mammalia, Eulipotyphla, Soricidae. The coding region runs from base 23 to 643 and encodes 206 amino acids. The transcript is spliced from 7 exons.
CCGGGCAGGCGGGGCGGAGAAAAUGGCGCUGCCCCCCGCCGGGGCCCUCGCGCCGCCGCCCGAUUUGCAGCAGCUGUCGGCACUGCAGCAGCCCGAGCCGAGCGGGGUCCCGUUGCACUCCCCCUGGACCUUCUGGCUCGACAGAUCGCUCCCUGGUACCACCGCAGCGGAGUGUGCAUCCAAUCUGAAGAAAAUCUACACAGUACAGACAGUGCAGAUAUUCUGGAGUGUAUACAAUAAUAUUCCUCCUGUGACUAGCCUGCCUUUGAGAUGUAGUUAUCAUUUAAUGAGAGGAGAGAGGCGACCACUUUGGGAAGAGGAGAGUAAUGCCAAGGGAGGCGUAUGGAAGAUGAAAGUUCCCAAGGACAGCACGUCCACAGUUUGGAAAGAGUUAUUAUUAGCGACUAUCGGGGAACAGUUCACAGACUGUGCCGCUGCAGAUGACGAAGUCAUCGGAGUUAGUGUCAGUGUUCGGGACCGAGAAGAUGUCGUCCAAGUCUGGAAUGUAAAUGCCUCUUUAGUGGGCGAAGCAACCGUUUUAGAAAAGAUCUAUGAACUUCUGCCACACAUAUCUUUUAAAGCAGUAUUUUAUAAACCCCAUGAAGAGCAUCAUGCUUUUGAAGGUGGACGUGGAAAACACUAAUUGCACUCUGUAAAGAAUUCUUUGUCCUUUGCUGAUUGGUUUUGGAAACGGUCUUAACAGGAGGGAGAGUGAAGAGAAGACUUGCCGAAGCCUGUUGCUGGUCAAUGUAGAGUGGGUUUCUGUCCGUGCAGACUGGCCAAUUAGGACUCAAAGUGGCAGGUGGGGUGGGGGAGAUUGUGUGGGUUUCUACCAUCACAUGACUUGCUUUUUUACAUUUUUAGUUUUUGGCUUUCUAAAUUCUCUGUUCUUUUUCAUCCUUUGUUUUUUGUUUUUUUUUUUCCCUCUUAAAUUUCUCAUACAGUCUAAUUAUUGUUUUCUACACUCCCCUUUCAUUGAGGCACAAGAAAUUGGUUUCCCUUUAAGCAGCUCGGCUGUACCUAGUUCAUGAGAAUAUGCAUAAUCAUGACAAUACUGCUUUUGAAAAGCAACACUGUACUCUAGGAAUUGUAGCUUGGUGAAACCUGUCUUCUGAUUAUUUAUUGUGACACAUUGCUACGUACUCUGCAACAGACAGUGUUCUUUUCUGGCCCAAGGAAAAGAAAAACUGUACUUAAACUGAUUUUGCACGAAAGCACACACAUCUUUUUCCUUUAUGAGGCGUUAUUUAUUUAUUUUUUAGAGAUGAAAGGACACCACUAGAUGGGCUGCCUAACAUUAACCUAUAAUCACAGUUGACUAUUAAGAUAGAAAUCAAAUCUAGUGUCGGAGAGACAACACAGCAGAUAGGGUGCUUGCCUUGUGUGUGGCUGACCCAGGUUUAAUUUCCAGAAUCCCUUUUGAUUUCCCAAGUAACACCAGUCCUACUUCCUGAAUAUAGAAAUAGGAGUAAACCCUGAGCAUCACUGGGUCUGACCUAAAAAUAAAACAAAAAAAGAAAAAAGAAA